CGAGGGCGGAGGGGGCGGAGGUGCCGCCGGUGCCGCCCCGCAGGAAGCGGAGCCGCCCGAUCCCCGCUUCGCGACAGGGCGAGGGAGCGAGCGAGUGGGAGAGAGGCCGGUAGCGAAGCGUCAUUUUCCGCCGCGGUGCCACCCCGGGACGCCGCUCCGCGAGGACACCGGCCCGGAGCCUGGAGCGGGGCAGCCUCCGCCCCUCCCUGCGUCCGCCCCGUCCUGCGAGGCGGGACGUGACCGCUCCCCCCUGCCCGGCGCGUAGCAGCUGCCCCCUCCCAGCGGAGCCGUGACCCCUCCUCCGGCUCCGCCGCCGCCCGUCCCGAGGAGCGAGCCCGGCACUUGUUGCUGCCGCGAUGGUGACCGGCCCGGCCGAGUAGGGACAGCCGAGCCCGUCGGGGAGAGGAGCGCCGAGCCCGGCCCCGUUCGGGGCAUCGCGGGGUGUUGUCUCCCCGCAGUGACGGCGCUUCCCGGGCGACGCCAAGACUUUGGUCUCCGCGUGGGAAUCGCGCCCGGCAUCACCGCCCGCGCCAGGUGGUCCCGGCGGGCGGAGGGGGCACCGCCGCCUGCCCCAUCCCUCGGCUGCAGCCAAAAUGUCCUUCUUCAACUUUCGUAAGAUCUUCAAGCUGGGCGGCGAGAAGAAGAAGAAACAAUACGAGCACGUCAAGAGGGAUUUGAACCCUGAGGAGUUCUGGGAAAUCAUAGGAGAGCUGGGCGAUGGUGCUUUCGGUAAAGUGUUCAAGGCGCAGAACAAAGAAACCAAAGUUCUGGCUGCUGCAAAGGUGAUAGAUACUAAAUCAGAAGAAGAACUUGAAGAUUACAUGGUGGAGAUUGAUAUUUUAGCAUCCUGUGAUCAUGCUAAUAUUGUCAAGCUCCUAGAUGCUUUCUACUAUGAGAACAAUCUGUGGAUCCUGAUUGAAUUUUGUGCAGGAGGAGCAGUAGAUGCAGUAAUGUUGGAGCUUGAAAGGCCGUUAACAGAGCCACAGAUCAAAGUGGUGUGCAGGCAGACACUGGAAGCACUGAACUACUUGCAUGAGAAUAAGAUCAUCCACAGAGAUCUAAAAGCUGGCAAUAUUCUUUUCACAUUAGAUGGAGACAUUAAACUAGCGGAUUUUGGAGUAUCAGCUAAAAACACCAGAACAAUACAAAGAAGAGAUUCAUUUAUUGGCACACCAUAUUGGAUGGCUCCAGAAGUAGUAAUGUGUGAGACCUCUAAAGACAGACCAUAUGAUUACAAGGCUGAUAUCUGGUCUCUUGGCAUUACUUUAAUAGAAAUGGCUCAGAUAGAGCCACCUCAUCAUGAACUGAAUCCCAUGCGAGUGCUGCUGAAAAUCGCGAAAUCUGAUCCGCCAACAUUGGCACAGCCUUCAAAAUGGUCAUCGGAUUUUAAAGAUUUUCUGAAGAAAUGUUUGGAAAAGAAUGUAGAUGCAAGGUGGAGUGCAAGUCAACUUCUACAGCAUCCAUUUGUUACUGUUACUUCAAAUAAACCAAUAAGAGAAUUGAUUGCAGAAGCUAAGGCAGAAGUUACAGAAGAAGUUGAAGAUGGUAAAGAUGAGGAUGAAGAAGAAGAAACAGAAAACUCUCUGCAGUUACCUGCAGAGAAACGUGCAUCCUCUGACCUUAGUAUUGCCAGCUCUGAAGAGGAUAAACUUUCACAGAAUGCUUCUGUCCUGGAAUCUCUCUCUGAGAAAACAGAAAGUAAUGCCAUUGAGGACAAAACAACUGGAGAUGAAUCUGAGGACAUUAAAUUUAGGAAAACAGCUGAUAACAUACACGAUACUCCCAUUAGCGAUGUGAAAGUGCAGAACGGUUCUUUGCCAACUGGUGAAGAUGAGCAAGGCAAAAUGGUGCCAGCAGAAAAGAAUACAGAAAGCCUGGAAAAAAUGCAUGAGGAUACAGAACCCCAGAAGGGAGGUAAAGAACUUGAUGUGGAAAUAAAGAAUGAACCUAACUUAAAAAUAGAGAAAGAAAAUUCCGUGACAGAUGAACAGAUAGAAGAUGACAAACUGAAAGUAGUACCUGUAACUGAAGAUAGGGUAGAAACUGAAGAAGGCAUUUCUAAGGAAACUGGUGAAAAAGAAGAGGAGAAGGGAAUGGAUCUCUUGGACGGUGAGGAAGAAAAAGUCCCUGCAGAAAAUAGAGAUACAGAGCAAAAGGAAGAUAAAGGUGAAGCUCAGAAAGAGGCAGUAAUAGAUACCACUACAGAAACUCUGCCUAAUGCUACAGUUAAAGUGUCUGAUGAAGAAAAGGAACUAAUAAAGCAUGGAAUUGACAACAUUAAGGAGAUAGGUGCUAUUGCUGAAACACCCAUCAGUGAUGGGGAUAAAAUACCUGAGCUGGAGGAUAAGCCAGUGGAAAGUCAGGCUAAGCAGGUCCAUGAGAUAAUCAGCUCUGAAGAAACUCUAUCAGAAAGCCAAGAUACAGUGGUCGAAGUAGACAAGAAACAGGCAGAAAGUGAAAAUGAGGGUACCAGUAAUAUAAACAGCACAGAGGAAACAAAAGUCAAAGACUCUGGAAAAGAUAUUGUAGACCAGAAGGCAUUACAGAACAAACCUGAGGAUAUUCCUGAUAAACUGGUGGAUAAACUGACUGGUAUGGACCAAAAUUCAGGAGAGCACGGACCUGAGAACAUACAGGAAACCAGCAUCCAGGUAGACAAAGAACAUCCAGCAGUUUCCUCAGAUGAAAUCACGAAGAAUAAGCUUCAAGACACUGUCAGUGAACAAGCUGAUGACUCUGAAGUCACUCCAGUCCCCAGUAUUAGUAUUAGCACUGAAGAAAAUGAGAAGGUCAAAACAGAUAAUCAAGGCAAUACUGAGACUUUACAGCAACUGGAAUCGGAGAAUUUGAAGGAAAAUGAUGCAGAUUCAGGCACUGGUUCUACAGCUGAUAACAGCAGCAUUGAUUUGAACUUGUCCAUUUCUAGUUUCCUUAGUAAAAACAAAGAGACAGGAUCAAUAUCUUUACAGGAAACUAGAAGACAGAAGAAAACGUUAAAGAAAACUCGGAAGUUUGUCGUUGAUGGAGUAGAAGUGAGUGUAACCACAUCAAAAAUAGUUACUGAAAAUGAUUCAAAAAGUGAAGAAAUGCGAUUUCUACGACGUCAAGAGCUCAGAGAGCUGAGACUUCUUCAGAAAGAGGAGCAGAGAGCCCAACAACAGCUCAGCAAUAAGCUUCUGCAGCAGCGAGAGCAGAUGUACAGACGUUUUGAACAGGAAAUGACAAGUAAAAAGCGCCAGUAUGAUCAGGAGAUAGAGAACCUGGAAAAGCAGCAGAAGCAGACGAUCGAGCGCCUGGAGCAGGAGCACACAAAUCGCUUACGGGAUGAAGCAAAGCGCAUCAAGGCUGAGCAGGAGAAGGAGUUGUCCAAAUUCCAGAAUGUGCUGAAAAACAAAAAAAAAGAGGUUUUAUGUGAAGUGGAGAAAGCACCAAAAGAGCUGAGAAAAGAGCUCAUGAAACGCAAGAAAGAGGAGCUUGCACAAAGCCAGCAUGCUCAGGAGCAGGAGUUUGUGCAGAAACAGCAACAAGAACUGGAUGCAUCUCUGAAGAAAAUAAUUCAGCAGCAGAAGACAGAACUGGCCACUAUUGAACGAGAUUGCCUCAACAACAAACAGCAGCUCAUGAGAGCUCGUGAAGCUGCAUUCUGGGAGCUGGAGGAGCGGCACCUACAGGAGAAACACCAGCUCCUCAAGCAGCAGCUCAAGGAUCAGUACUUCAUGCAGAGGCACCAGCUGCUUAAGAGGCAUGAAAAAGAAACAGAACAAAUGCAGAGGUAUAAUCAACGCCUUAUAGAGGAGUUAAAGAACAAGCAAACUCAGGAAAGAGCCAGACUGCCUAAAAUCCAGCGAAGUGAAGCAAAGACUCGGAUGGCCAUGUUUAAGAAAAGUUUAAGAAUCAAUUCAUUUGCCUCUCCAGACCAAGAUCGUGAAAAAAUUAAGCAGUUUGCUGUUCAAGAAGAAAAGAGGCAGAAGAAUGAGAGACUGGCACAGCAUCAGAAACAUGAAAACCAAAUGCGGGACCUUCAGUUGCAGUGUGAAGCAAACAUCAGGGAACUGCAUCAGUUACAGAAUGAAAAAUGCCAUCUACUGGUUGAGCAUGAGACUCAGAAGCUAAAAGAGCUGGAUGAAGAGCACAGUCAAGAACUGAAGGAAUGGAGAGAGAAAUUGAGACCAAGAAAAAAGAUGCUGGAAGAAGAAUUUGCCAGAAAACUGCAGGAACAGGAAGUUUUCUUUAAAAUGACUGGAGAAUCUGAAUGCCUUAAUCCUUCAACACAAAGCCGGAUUUCCAAAUUCUACCCAAUCCCCAGUCUUCACUCCACUGGGUCGUAACUCUGGGAACUUCUGUAGGUUUUUUGGUGUUUGGAAUUCUCCCUCCUUACGGUCUAACCUGACUUACCCGCGGCGUAUGAACAUCGGGGACCUCGCCUGUCUUGUUUUCAGUGGAGACAAUCAGUGUCAGGAGCGCUUUCUUCACUCCCCUGAACAGAAGAAACAAACCAAGUGUUGGUGUACAGUGGUAUUGUUACGUCCUUCAGAUGUUUCAAGACUAAGUGGGCUUUUUAUCCCAGUCUCUAAAAGUGCGUUACCUACGGUUUUGACUUUAAGCCUGAAAUAUUAAUAUGCUCUUUCUCAUCAUAAAAAAAAUUAUUUCUCAUCUGAACAUUUAAAUGGUGUAAUAUUGUUCUGCUACUGUUUUUAAGCAUCAGAUUUCUCCAUGAGAGAAUUCCACACAAUUGAAACUGCCAUGAGAGGUUUAAAAUUUUAUAAUGUGAGCAGUGUCUUCAUGGCAAGGACUGAAACUAAUUACUAAUAACAUGCCAGUAAUCAGAAAAACAAACCCUUAUGUUUAAACACAGUUGGCAAAAGCAAAAGCCUUUGCAACUUCUUUCGAAAGAAACCUCUGGCAUAAAUUAAACUGAGCUGAUCUCCAUUACAUGUUUUGUCCAUUAGUUCCAUAAUGAAAUGGGGUGCUAGUUUAAUUAAUACAGUGCCUGAAACACUUAGAUAUGCUGAUCCUGGCAACAGGAUACUGUUUUGUCAUUUAAAAACACAAAACUCCUUAGCGUUGCUGUUACUGUACAAAACAAGAUUUCUUGCUGCUACUGCCAUUUUUGUUGUAAAUCCUCACCCUAAAAUAUUUUGCACUAAAAUAUGUAAAGGUGAAAGAAAUGCUAACUUUAAAAUGCACAGUUUAUUAUUUUCUUUAGCUAUUACAUACAGGUGGUUAGUUCUACAAAUUGAAAAACUGUAGAAUGUAUUUUUUAGAAAGCGGUGUGCAAAAUGCACAUGGUUUCUCUAACUGUACCUGGAAUGGGUAGAGCCAUUGUUCUGUUCUUACCAAAGUCUGUUCAUUUGAACUCCAUCACAGAAGUGGAAGUGGAUGGUCAUAUUUAUAAAUAACCAUGGCUAAAGUCUGAUUUCACUAGAAGUGUUAGUUUCAUUAUUUUUUAUUUUAGUCAUUUUAUUUUAAGGAAAGAUUUAAGUUAAAUAUACAGACAAACUCCUUUAUGAAGCUGGGUGUUUUGCUUUUGUGUUGCCACCUACUAACAUAGGCAGGUUUUAUUUUUUGAGUUCCUAGAUGUACCAUAAGUUAUUUGCCUGACUGAUCUGUAGUGGGAAAUCUGAACUGUGUCUCCUAUAGCGGGGUAGGGAAAUACAGCUGUAUUAGGUCACUUUUGCUGCACUCCUUUUGGUGGAUGGAGGUUGAGUCAUAUCAAGACAGUGUUACAAGCUGUACUUGGGUAUGUUGGAGCUUCAUUUGUAAAAUAGUAUUUGCUUUCUGUCUUUUGAGGCCUGACUUUCUCUGAUAUCUUUGGGCAUCAAUUGCACCCGUUUUGUUUGCUUGCUUUGACUGUGCAACUGGUGCCCAUUCCAUGGCGUUCAUUUCAUGGGAACAGUGUUACUGCAUGGCAAUGAACUCAGAAAUUAACAUAGGACUUUAAUCAGCUCUGGUUGAAACCUUGGAUGCUGAAAUCCUUGGACAUUGAACCAUUAUCUUCUUUCUCAAUGAAGACACUUAAUUUACAGCACAGUAAAAAGAAAAUUGGAAAAUGCAUGUUUUAAUUUAAAUUUUGUAACUUUUUGAUAGCAUAAUUACUUUAAUAGCUAGCCUUAAUUUCUGGCAUUUUAUUAUUUUAAAUGUGUAUUGUGUACUGUUGUAAACUCACACACCAUAUCUCUAGAAUGUUCUUCGUUGCUAAAUGCAAAGUUUUUUGAAUUGUUUGUUUAGUAGGGAGAAACAAGUCUUUGAAGACCUUUUGCUUUUUAAGCUCCACCUUCAUAAAUUGACUGUUACUAAGAUAACAUUAAAUAAUCUUCAUCUCUAUUUAACAGAAUUUGUUUGCAAUUUCAUAUGAAGUAGGCUCAGUGCUUUACCUGGGGAGUAGGCAGGGCAGGCAGAUUUCCUCUUCUGGAUUAUGUCUACAUUCAUCCCCAUUAAAUCCUCACAGGGAAACGUUAAUAAUCUUCUCCUUUCGUUUUGGUAGUUUCAGUGAUACAUAUGAUAUGUAUUGGCAUUCUGUUUACCUCUGUCUGAAUCUCUUACAUCUUUUAUUUGAAGAUCCUUUUCACACAGGCCCUGCAAUCUGAUCUCAUUGUAAAUUGCACAAAUAACUGUAACUGAGCUCUGGGAUGAAGGGAGGGAUCAAAUGUGGCAAUGGAAGCCUUGCUCAGGUCUCCAGGUGGGGAGCCCUGUGAAGCACUUGCAGCCUUGUGAACUGGGCUUAGAACUGAUACCAAGCACAAAAAUAUGUUUACUGAGUGAUAACAAGAACUAGCAUGGAUACUUACACAUUUAGACUGACAAAAUUGGGUUUAAGUGUUGCAGAAUAUGAGAGAGGUGUUACAAUAUUGUAUCAGUGUCGGAAUAUUCAAUUCAAUUUAAUUUAGUCUCACAUAGGCCUAAAAGACAUCUCCUGAGAUGUGAAAUCCAAUCUUGGUACUAUCUCACGUCACCUCCCUAAUGAAUGUUAGUAGCUCCAUCUCCAGGAUGGUAAAAUGUGUUUUCUGCAGCCAAAACAAUGUACUUACUUACAAAUUCUUACUGUUUGGCAGAUCUCAUUGUCCCCACACACUCCUCCAAAGCUGACCACAAAUCAGUAUUUGCUCACCAUUCUGUUUUGCUACAUUGUAAAUUCUGUCCACAGGAAAACGAGAAAAGGCAAUAAAUCCCUGGAUUGCAGUGCUGUGUGUGGGUUGUCCUCCUGUGUUUACAAUUGAUCCUCGUGAAAAAUCUGCCUGCAGGGCCUCAGCCUCACACCAUGUACUUCCCAAGCUCAGAAAGUGCAUUUUGCAUUGCUGAAGGCAUCCAGGGAGAUUGGGGGCUAAAGGUCUUCAGGAGCACCUGCUACCUGUUUUUAAGAGAUUCUGGCUGAGGAGGGGUUACCAACCCAGCAGAAAAUGGGCUGUGGCAGCUCUUGAUCUUCUGACGUUCCAGGGGAACAUUUGCUUAUUUUAUGAAAAAGAAACUCCAGCAUUUGAUCCUCUCUGAUCCUCAUAAAACACAUUUUCCUGCUCCAAGCACUCUGCUGUUGCUGGUGUAUACAUGAGAACUAUAUACAGCAUGUACAGAUAUAAUAACUGAAGUUGUUAUUCAUAUGAUCAAUUAUGUAGGUCCUGAUUUAUAAACACCUUCUGAAGGAAAACGUUUAUUUGAAUUGGCAUCGAAUUCUAAUUCCCUGCUGGCAGGGCUGCACUGUCCUGACCAUCAGCAUUCACCCAAGAGUGAUUUUUCACAUCACAUUAAAAGCUGAUGUUCUGAGCUGCAUCCUUUUUUCCAGGUAAUCUUUUAAGCUAAUAUUCUUUUAAAAUGGCAUUCACAGAUACUCAGUUAUCUGAUCUAUCACACAGUUAAAGAAAUUAUUCUUCUAUCCCAGAGGACUUUAUGAUAACUAUUCUACUGAAUUAUUAUCCUUAAAAAUUGGAAACAUAGUACCUUAGCUAAGCAAAGCAGCAAUGGAAUCGCUUUUGUCACACCAUGUCUUUUGUGACAGCAGUAUCACAUAGGAAGUUUGAUUCUUCAAUUGAAAUAGUCUCUGCCUUGCAAGUAUUUCAAGCUUGCUUUGGUAUAGGAAAGAUUCAAAUAGGUGGUUUAAAUUCAGGCACUUUAGUCCACUUUUAGUUAGCCGGAUUUUCAGAGCUGUUGUGCCGCUGUAGCUCCCAGGACCUCAGAAAUACAUCAUUGUUGAAAACUGAAAUGUACAAAUAAGCUUGGUGCUAGUUGCUUCCACUGACCUACUGCUUCUUGGUUCAUCUGCUGUGGGGAAGAGGGGCAGUGACUUGUUGGAGGAAAGGGCGGGGGGGAGUGUUUAGGGCCAUCACUGUGUCAAUAAGUUUGAUGUUAGCAUUUACACUCUUGUCAUUUCACAUCAAAAUCUGUAUUUCUGAAUCUCUGAAACUUGUGUUGAUGUGUCCGUGCAAAUUUCACAUUCCCAGGCUACUUCUGCCAUCUUCACAGCAGUUGAAGUAAGAUUAAAGACAAUUAACCUUCCUUGUUCACAGGCAAGCCAAGGCCAGGAUGCCCCAUCAUUUCUCAGUCUUGCAAAAGAUGAGAACAGAUAAAGGGAAGGAGAAGACAAAGGAAAUUACAGUGGUUCUUUUACAGAACUUUUACUUGUUCUGCAUCUCUUUUCCCCAGCUCAGUCCUCGUGCUUUGUUUGUUGUAGCUCCUUUGCACAUCCGGUGUCUGGGCAGUCAGUGAUGCCCGAGGAAAACCCCUUAAGCAAAAACAUGCUCAUGCCCAACCCAUGAGAAAUGGCUCAUGUGCUUUCCCUGUACUGAAAGCAGAAGGGAGUAGCUGAGUCCAGGGUUACCCUGAUUUAACAGUCUUCCACACUUACAAUUAGGUGGUAAAGCUUCUUUGGUAAUGAGAAUCAGUCCUAAAAUGGUGGAAAGAACAGAAACUAGGAAGGGACAUGGAGUGUUGUACUGCCAUCCCAUUUUCUGUCAGGAAGCCAAGCAGAGCCGGAGCAUCCUGUGACAAAACACAUGCCUGAGGCACUGCCGGCCUCCCUCGUGUUCUCCCAGCAGUUUGUUGAAUGUUUUGUGUUAACUGCAAACAAAGUUAUUUUUGCCUUACAGAAAGCAACCAAAAAUCAUGAGAUAGAUGAAUAAUUGGAUAAGGGUCUCUGUACAGCUUGUGUAAGUGAACUUGCAGUAGCAGCCAUACAACAGUUUUGGGAGUUUUUGUCUUGUUUUUCAAAGUAAUUUGAUUUCGUGGCUUUCUGUAGAAUAUUGUAAUAAUCCUGCUGUAAAUACAAUAAAAUCACAGUUUGCUGAGAUCA
Molecule: messenger RNA, 9280 nt
Organism: Haemorhous mexicanus (house finch)
Lineage: Eukaryota; Metazoa; Chordata; Aves; Passeriformes; Fringillidae
Gene: SLK
Product: STE20 like kinase
Exons: 19
Coding region: 594-4328 (1244 amino acids)
Biological process (GO): protein phosphorylation
Molecular function (GO): protein serine/threonine kinase activity; ATP binding; protein binding
Source: RefSeq, a predicted model, not a curated record